AUGAUUCACAAAGGUCCGUGGGGCGAGAAAGGUACUCUCAUUCCGAUCGCCGUGAAGGAGGAAGAUUCGAAGAACGAUUUGAGAAGGAAAAUUGGCGCAGCGACUGGUUUACACCCGAACGACGUGAAGUUACAGUUUGUCAGCGCGGUGCAACUUGGCGCGUCGUCCAAGUCGAUGUGCGCCAAGGCGGGCAUGUCGCACGGCAACUGCGGGGUGACCGAACGCAUCGGUUUAGUAGCGGUAGCGGCGGAGGAAGGGGUGAAGCCGCACAAGCCUCGAGCAACGCCGUGCUUGAUCGAUAACAGCGGAAAUUACGAUAUUGAUGACGCAAAGUAA
Molecule: messenger RNA, 336 nt
Organism: Bathycoccus prasinos
Lineage: Eukaryota; Viridiplantae; Chlorophyta; Mamiellophyceae; Mamiellales; Bathycoccaceae
Exons: 1
Coding region: 1-336 (111 amino acids)
Source: RefSeq, a predicted model, not a curated record